Molecule: messenger RNA, 2454 nt
Organism: Diospyros lotus (date-plum)
Lineage: Eukaryota; Viridiplantae; Streptophyta; Magnoliopsida; Ericales; Ebenaceae
Product: glucose-6-phosphate 1-dehydrogenase, chloroplastic-like
Exons: 10
Coding region: 261-2057 (598 amino acids)
Biological process (GO): glucose metabolic process; pentose-phosphate shunt, oxidative branch
Cellular component (GO): chloroplast stroma
Molecular function (GO): NADP binding; glucose-6-phosphate dehydrogenase activity
Source: RefSeq, a predicted model, not a curated record
CCUACUUGACUUGCACAGUAAUCGGGUCGCAAUUGGCUCUCUCUGCCUGUGCUGUGCCCCCUCCUGUAGUUGCCGAAUAAACAAAGCAAAGCUAGCCUUUCGGAGAUCUCAAGGGCCUAACCCCUCGAUGUCUCCGAAGUCUCUCUUCACCUCUCUCCGUUUCUCUCUAUAGAUUCAUUUCCCUAUAUAUAUACAGACGGACAUAGAUAUUGCUUGACAUAUAUAUAUAUAUAUAGGGGGAGAGACAGAGAGAGAGAGAGAUGUCAACCCUUUCUUCAUCGAUGCACUGCGGUUCAUUUUCUUCAUCAUCGUCGUCGUCAUCGGCAUCGGCUUGUUCCAAUUAUGUGCAUCAUCGGGUGGCGGUUUAUCCGAUUUCUCCCAGGAAAUUUGAGCCCAGAAAGGUCUCCGUGCAGUCCGACCGGAAAUCUUGGUGGAAUGUGGGUUGCCUGCAAGAUGGUGCAGUGGCUGCAACAGCAGUCUCAAGCGAAAAUGAAACUCCUUUAAAGAAAUUGAAACAUUUGUUGUCAACGGCAUCCCCAGAGGAGUCUAUGGAUGCAGCCGGAUUCAAAAUCAAUGGAGACGAGUCCAGUGUCAGUAUUACUGUGGUAGGAGCAUCAGGGGACCUUGCUAAGAAAAAGAUAUUUCCUGCACUUUUUGCACUUUAUUACGAGGACUUCCUCCCAAAGCACUUCACCGUUUUUGGUUAUGCCCGGAGUAAGAUGACUGAUGCCGAACUUAGAAACAUGGUUAGCAGGACCCUUACUUGCCGGAUUGACAAGAGGGAAAACUGUGAUGAAAAGAUGGACCAAUUCCUUAAGCGAUGCUUUUACCACUCUGGUCAAUAUGAUUCUCAGGAUAACUUUGCUGAGCUUGAUAAGAAACUAAAGGAACAUGAGGGUAGUAGGACAUCUAAUCGCUUGUUCUAUUUAUCAAUCCCACCAAAUAUAUUCACAGAUGCUGUAAAAUGCGCAAGCCUCUCUGCCUCCUCCACUAAUGGCUGGACAAGGGUUAUUGUGGAAAAGCCCUUUGGUCGUGAUUCUGAAUCCUCUGCAGCUUUGACAAGAGCUCUCAAGCAGUAUUUGGAGGAAGAUCAAAUUUUCAGGAUAGACCACUAUUUGGGGAAGGAGCUGGUGGAGAAUCUCUCUGUCCUUCGCUUUUCCAAUCUCAUUUUUGAACCCUUGUGGUCAAGGCAGUAUAUUAGGAAUGUCCAAUUCAUUUUCUCUGAAGAUUUUGGCACUGAAGGGCGAGGAGGGUAUUUUGACAAUUAUGGGAUAAUAAGAGACAUAAUGCAAAAUCAUCUACUUCAGAUGCUAGCAAUCUUUGCCAUGGAAACCCCAGUCAGUCUAGAUGCAGAAGAUAUCCGAAAUGAAAAGGUCAAAGUCCUCCGUUCAAUGAGGCCUUUACAGCUUGAAAAUGUGGUUAUAGGACAGUACAAGAGCCAUACAAAAGGAGGUGUUACAUACCCAGGGUAUAUCGACGACAAUACUGUACCCAAGGGCAGCCUAACUCCAACAUUUGCCGCAGCUGCUCUUUUUAUUGAUAAUGCUAGGUGGGACGGCGUCCCUUUUCUAAUGAAAGCAGGCAAAGCUCUACAUAACAAGAGGGCUGAGAUAAGAGUACAGUUUAGGCAUGUCCCUGGUAAUCUUUACAACAGAAACUUUGGAACCGAUCUUGAUCAAGCAACAAAUGAACUUGUUAUCCGUGUGCAGCCAGAUGAAGCUAUCUACUUGAAGAUCAACAAUAAGGUCCCUGGUUUGUGUAUGAGAUUGGACCGCAGUAAUCUAAAUCUCCUUUAUGCAGCAAGAUACUCCAAGGAGAUUCCCGAUGCAUACGAGAGACUCCUCCUCGAUGCUAUUGAAGGGGAGAGGAGACUGUUCAUCCGAAGUGACGAACUUGACGCUGCUUGGUCGCUCUUCACGCCCGUGUUGAAGGAGCUCGAAGAGAAGAAAAUCAUCCCGGAAUAUUAUCCUUAUGGAAGCCGGGGCCCUGUGGGGGCUCACUAUCUUGCAGCCAAGUACAAUGUUCGAUGGGGCGAUCUGGGUCUAGAACAGCAGUAGCGAGCAUGCAUGCAUGCUGUGUGGCUUUACACCGUAUGGGUCGAUACGUAGGAUUUUGCUUAUUAGGUGGUUACACGAGACUUGUUUUAGUUAAACUUGAAGCGACGGGGGGUGGUGGAGAUCAGGAUAGGAAGAUGAAUGAUAUGCGAAGUAUAGAAUCUGGGAAUGGAAUGGAAGGUUGGGGCAGCCUUACCCUUAGGAUCAUCCAUUUUCCUUCCUACUGUUUUAUCUUUAUUUUAUUAUUAUUAGAUUAAUAGAAAGAUGCAUUAGUUUGCCAUUUGAAAACUGUUGUGGAGGAGGAAGCCUCUCCUCUUAACAGUAACUAGAAAAUUCCUUUGGAUUACCAUCCCACCUUUUAAGGGUAGGAUAUAUCAAAUUGAUCACUUUUUAUGGUAAA